Molecule: messenger RNA, 3171 nt
Organism: Ornithodoros turicata
Lineage: Eukaryota; Metazoa; Arthropoda; Arachnida; Ixodida; Argasidae
Exons: 2
Coding region: 975-2138 (387 amino acids)
Source: RefSeq, a predicted model, not a curated record
UCAAUCACUUAGCAAUAAUCGUCCGAAGUGCGCAACUAAUAACUGUUGUAACUCAGCAACCGUUCUUUGAAUGUUUCCGUUGAAUGUCACGACAUCUCAAUCAGUCUUCGUACGGCUGAUGUGAGAAUGAACUCAACGUCAACGACGAAAUGGAAGAGGAGCCGGCGCAUAAAGAAACUCUAUCAAAGUUAUGUGGGCGAAAUUCGUGCUGCUUCGUUACCACAAUGUGAUACAUCAGCCUUGAGUGAUACCCGAAGCGACACAUUUACUGUUCCUGGAUGCUCAAAGAAUGCCACCAAUUCGGAAGAACAUGCAACAAAUCACUCUUCGAUUGUCGUGACACCUGCUGAAACUGAAAUUCUGCCACUGCCGUCAGAAAAUGCGUCUACUGCAGAAACUGACAGCACGACGGACUGUGACUCUGACUCUGAGCUUCUGAGGUCACCCGAGGAUGUAGAAGAGUCAGACGAAGAUGAACAGUCCAUUACCCCAUUAGACGGAACCUUGCUCAGAGAGGAUGUGGAUACAGAAAUGCCAAAAGACCUUGGCGAGGACCUGCGCAAUUUUUAUACAACAUUUCAUCCAUCACAUGCGUUGAUGAAUGAUGUCAUUCGAAUCUUUCGCCGUCAUGGACACAACCUCCCCAAAGACUGUCGCACUCUUGUUCGUACUGAAAGAAAGGCAGAACUAAAUGAAGAUGAGUCAUUUGUCCAUUUCGGUCUCCUGUCUGGAAUAAAGGAUGUUUUAAAACAUGCCAAUGUACCCACAAACCAGAAGCUGAAAUUACAAGCUAGUGUUGAUGGCUUGCCACUGUUCAAGGCCUCGGGAAAGUCUUUCUGGCCGAUAUUGUGCAGAGUGACAAACUGUGGUGACUCGGAGCCUUUUAUGGUAAGCUUAUACUGCGGCACUGGGAAACCGCUGGGAAAGAUGUACAAGAAUUUGUUUAUCCUUUUCUGGAGGAACUGGCUGUACUGAUGGAUGACGGAUUCACCUACAAAGGCGUUCACGUAAGAGUUGAGCUAAGAGCAGUAAUCUGCGAUGCUCCGGCAUGGAGCUUCUUGAAACAAGUUAAAUCCCACACAGGAUACUACGGAUGCGAAAAAUGCCUCCAAAAGGGCGUGUACUGCUGCAGAAAAGUAACGUUUCCAGAGCUGAAUGCAGCCAAGCGUACCAAUUCAUCAUUUAGAAACAAAGAACAGCCAGAACAUCAUACAGGGACGUCUCCCUUUUUAGCAUUGGAUUGUGACAUUGUCAAAUUGUUUCCAGCGGAUUACAUGCAUCUGGUGUGCCUGGGCAUUGUACGUAAGCUUCUCAUGUUAUGGGUCCGUGGAACACGUCCGCACUGCCUUAGUGCAACUCAGUGUACCUUGCUGAGCAAUCGCCUCAGGGCAUGUAGGAAAAACUUUCCAACAGUGUUUCAGCGCAGGCCCAGAGGUGUUGAAGAGCUCGAGCGCUGGAAAGCGACUGAAUUUCGGAACUUCGUACUGUAUUUGGGACCAGUAGUGCUAAAAGGCUUGCUACCUACAGAAAAAUAUCAUAAUUUUCUUUUACUGCACACUGCCAUCAGGAUACUAGCAUCCAUCGAGCUCAGUACACAGUACAACACCUAUGCGCAGGACCUGUUGAAUCAUUUUAUUGAAACAUUUCGAGACAUAUAUGGUGCUGAACAUUUGGUGUACAAUGUACACACAUUGAGCCAUCUUGCGGAGGAUUGUUUGACUCAUGGUGCUUUAGACUGUUUUAGUGCUUUUCCGUUUGAAAACUUUCUGGGCAAACUUAAGAGGAUCCUCAGGUCGGGAAAUAAGCCACUUUCACAAAUUAGUAGAAGGCUCUCUGAAGGAGUGCAUGUUCAUUCUGCGAAACAAGUUCGAAAGCAAGUUCGCAUUGGAUCAUGCUAUAUUGUAAAUGGAAGUGUUCCAGUCUGUGUUGACAAGGUUAAUGGGGCCACUGUGGAAGCACAUGUGCUGAAUGGAAAAAGUGACUUUUUUUCGGUUCCAUUGUCAUUAAGCCAAAUUGAUAUUUAUCUGUGCAGCCGUUCCACUUCCUCGCGAACGUUUGCCUUACAAGCAAUUCAGCGUGCUCUAGAAUGUGUGUGCGUGCCCCACAAUGAUCGGUUUGUUGUUAUUUCAAUGCUCUAGAUUGUUUUUCGUUUACGUCUUUCAUGAAAAUGUUGAAUGUCUGGCUAUACUAUUGCAAGGUGUAUUUUUCAGUUACUUGAUUACAGUUACUUUCUCUCUUCGACCGUAACAUUUUGCUUCCAUGCCAUUUUAAUGUUUUUUAUCCCAUUCUUGAGGGUGUUCUGUGUUGCGAGAAGGCUUAAUUGCACAUAUAUUUUAUAAGGCCACAAAGUCUCAUCAGUUCUACUCGCAGCCAAUUUAUCUUAAAGGGAGACUCCAGGACAAUCCGAAACUAUUAUAAUGGCUGUGUUCAAUACAUUCUCCUGAAAUGAGAAAUAAAGUUGGUUUCACAGUCAGGCACCCGUUAGUUGCUGAAAGAGCGGGGAAGCUUAAAACAAAACCAAAACUUUUUGAGGUUCCCUCUGCAAGCCCCUGUACCCUGCAUGUCUUUUGUGGGUCACUGGCUGUUUCUUGGGCACACGUAAUUUCUUCAUGCUACAUGGAUGGCCAGCCAUCUGCUUCCUGGAUUUCGUUCUAAAAUAUUCGCAAGCGGUCAGAGCAAAACGUACAGAAAGUCGUACACGGUGAAUACUGGUGAGGUGAAGCCAUUGUCACUAGACAGCCCUUCCAUGGAGGAGCGCCUAAUCACUCAAAAGAACAUACUAUUUCUAAUUUUCUGUGCCAAUUUGGGACAAUUUGGUGCGGAGUCUUCCUUUCAGAGUGUUUUGAAAAAUGUCGAAAUUCACUGGGUGGUAGACAGCGAAGGAGGUGCAGAUUGUUGGCUAGAACGGUGCAGAGAUAUUAUCCCAUGAUAUCAUGACCACUUCAAAACAUGACAUCAGUAUGUAUCACCAUAAACUUUGGUCACAUUACGUUGCUUUUAUGUGUUAUGAGUACUGCAUUUAUUCCGGAUUAUACACUGUGUUUUUAGGUUGUACACAUUUGCAGGAAAGUGCCCACAUUUGAUCCGACAAUACAUGUAUCUAUCAAGAACUAUUCAUAUCGAAGUGUACAAGUUAAGCAAUAAAUGAUUGGAUCUGGUCACAUGAUAGAA